AAUGAUUCUAUUCAAUAUGGAGUACAGAAAAUAGCCUGAUUCACUCUGCAUUUCACUACUCUCAUUCAGUUUCCCGUUACCCUUGAAUGUCGGGAACACAUUAUAAGUUCAGCCCGUAGAUGCCAGCCUACUGGACUCGCUCACGUACGUUUGACAUAUUUCAAAAAAUAAUUUGAACGUAAUUUAUUUACUAGCCAACCUAACAACCGCGCUGGCGAGCCGUGAACUGUAAAACUGUGAGAAAAAAAAAAACACACUUACAAACUCCUGGUUUCCCUAAAAACGCAACAUUGUUAAUCUCCUCGACGCUCUCCACAUCCGGAGGAAGAUUUGAAUACUCGACGGUUUCCGAGAAAGUAACUAAGUAACAAGUUGUGCCGACCGGCGAGGUUAUCGGGUGAAAGGUGACAUUGCUUCGGGCUCUUGCCUCGUAGAAUGCACAAUGCGGCCAGUGUCUCAGCCUCUCUGGGGUCCAUGGGACUGUUGCGUCUCUUUGGGGUGUCCUGGUCCUGGAGUCUGGCAGCAGGCCUUGGGGUAUAUCUGGGCACAAGAACCUGGAAAUACUUCUACAUUGCAGCACGCACUGCCAAGAGAGACCUCAAUGGCCUGUAUGUGCUGUUGAGAGUGAAGCUGGCUUUGUGGCGUUACAUGCGUAAUGGAAGUAAUGUUCCUUCCAUAUUCGCCCAGACCGUAAAACUCCACCCAAAUAAACCAGCACUGAUCUAUGAGGCCACGGGGGAAACAUGGACCUUCACACAGCUGGACGAGCUGUCUAAUGCCGUGGCCCACUGGGCAAGAGGUCAGGGAUGGAUCUCGGGGGAUGUGGUGGCCCUCUUUAUGGAAAGCAGGCCGCUGCAGGUGGCCCUUUGGCUGGGCUUUGCCAAGGUUGGGGUGGAAGCUGCACUCAUCAACUUCAACCUCCGCCAUGAUUCCCUUCUGCACUGUAUCGGGGUGUCAGGGUCACGGGCUAUUGUGUUUGGAGCUGAGCUUGCUGAUGCCAUGUUGGAGGUCAGUUCCUCCUUCAGCCAGUCCAUGGUACAGUUCUGUACAGGUGACCUCAGUGCAGAACAUCUGGCCCGUCUGGGUGCUCAUCCUCUGGACCCAAUUUUAGCGUCUGCAUCUAGACAUCCCCCUUCACCUUGUGUUCCCCCCAAAGGCAUGAACGACCGUCUAUUUUAUAUAUACACCUCUGGCACCACAGGGCUGCCCAAAGCUGCCAUCGUGGUACACAGUCGUUACUACAGAAUUGCUGCUUUUGGGUAUUUUGCCUUUCGCAUGCGCCCUGAUGACAUCAUCUAUGACUGCCUGCCUCUCUAUCACUCUGCAGGUAAUAUCAUGGGAGUUGGUCAGUGUCUGAUCCAAGGACUCACUGUGGUAGUGAAGAAGAAAUUCUCUGCCAGCCGCUUCUGGGAAGAUUGCAUUAAGCACAACUGCACUGUGGUGCAGUAUAUCGGGGAAAUCUGCCGCUACCUCCUGUCUCAGCCAGUACGGCCAUCAGAAAAAGGUCACAAAGUUCGGCUGGCUGUGGGAAACGGGUUGCGCCCCAGUGUGUGGGAGGCCUUCACAGAACGUUUUGGGGUGGCACAGAUUGGCGAGUUCUAUGGAGCGACUGAGUGCAACUGUAGCAUUGCCAACAUGGAUGGAAAGGUGGGAGCCUGUGGAUUCAACAGUCGCAUUCUCCCCAAUGUGUACCCGAUCCGUCUGGUGAGGGUGGACGAGGACAGCAUGGAGCUGGUUCGCAACAGCCAGGGCCUCUGUGUGCCUUGCCGCCCUGGGGAGCCAGGGCUUCUGGUGGGUCGUAUCAAUCAGCAGGACCCAUUACGGCGUUUCGAUGGCUAUGCUAACCAGGAUGCUACAAGGAAGAAGAUAGCUCACAAUGUCUUUAAGAAAAAUGAUUCUGCAUAUAUUUCAGGGGAUGUGCUGGUGAUGGAUGAACUGGGAUAUAUGUACUUCCGUGACCGUGGCGGAGAUACAUUCCGUUGGAGAGGAGAAAAUGUCUCCACCACCGAGGUGGAGGGCAUACUCAGCAGUCUUCUGGGUCAGACUGAUGUAGCUGUGUAUGGUGUGACAGUUCCAGGUGUGGAAGGUAAGGCAGGCAUGGCUGCCAUCGCAGACACCACAGGGACUUUUGACAGCAACAGUUUCUUCCAGAAAGUCCAGAGAGCUCUUCCUCCAUAUGCUCGCCCCGUGUUCCUACGAAUCUCCCCACAUGUAGACACCACAGGUACAUUUAAAAUCCAGAAAACCAGGCUGCAGAGGGAGGGAUACGACCCACGUCUCACCACUGAUCAGAUCUACUUUUUGAACAAUAGAGCUGCGAUUUAUGAGGCUGUAGAGGAGGAGCUAUACAAUGCUAUAGCGGAGGGAAGAAUGUCUCUAUGACAUGGAGGCCAUAGCAGGG
Messenger RNA from Morone saxatilis (striped sea-bass), 2401 nucleotides. RefSeq names its product solute carrier family 27 member 1a (gene slc27a1a). Gene Ontology annotation, cellular component: plasma membrane; mitochondrial inner membrane. The transcript is spliced from 13 exons. The record is from RefSeq and is a predicted model, not a curated record. NCBI's taxonomy places the organism in Eukaryota, Metazoa, Chordata, Actinopteri, Moronidae. The coding region runs from base 436 to 2382 and encodes 648 amino acids. Gene Ontology annotation, biological process: phosphatidylinositol biosynthetic process; phosphatidylcholine biosynthetic process; phosphatidic acid biosynthetic process. Gene Ontology annotation, molecular function: long-chain fatty acid-CoA ligase activity; long-chain fatty acid transmembrane transporter activity; fatty acid transmembrane transporter activity.